This is a messenger RNA of Cladocopium goreaui, 8034 nucleotides long. NCBI's taxonomy places the organism in Eukaryota, Dinophyceae, Suessiales, Symbiodiniaceae. The record is from the annotation of a GenBank genome assembly.
AUGGGUCAUGCCGGGAAAUGGGUGCUCAGAAGUGGUGGGAUAGUGUGUUUUUCUGUUGUGGAGGGAGGCGUUCGCUUCAACUGGGUCACGCCAGAUGGCUGCGGCACCUUCACGACCGACCCCAACAAGAUGCAAGUUCUGCCGAGAAGAAUGGAAAAUUCGCAGAACACGUGUGACGUGUGCGGGCACGCGUGUACGCAAGUGCUCUACGAGUUCCGCUGCUACCCAAAGCUGGACAACUUGACAGAGCAAGACCUGUGGCUGACAGGGAAGUGCAUCUUUCUUGAGCGCCACACGGGAGUUCGCAUGCUGGAUCCCUUCGUGGCCUACAUCGGCAAGACCUGUGGGCAAGGGCUGCUCGGGUGCAGGACCAGCACCUCAGUGAUCCGGGAAUGGAUCCGAAGAGACUUGUUGAGCAAAGCCUUGGAGGAAGCGGAGCAACUCAUCCUGGCGCUGGAGCAGGCCGAAAGGCUGGCCACCAUGAACGAGCUGCGCAAGCAGGCUGGCUUCGAAGGCUCCGGCAAGAUGCAGCGGAAGGCAAGCCUGCCGCGACCGUUGGGUGCGCCAGGGGAGGUGAUGGUUGGGCUUCGAGACAAGGAGGACCUGCAGAUCUCAGUGGAUCCGCCACCUGGGACGUCCUUGCAGGAUCACGUGCUGAAGAUGCUGUUGGGGAUCACCUGGCCCGAUUGCGUGAGCCGUGGGAAUGUCAUUCCCGAUGGGCAGCCGUCGAUCAAGGCCUUUUGCCUGGGCGCCACACAGCCGCGCUUCCGGCGUGAGCUGAGCCUGGCGGUGAGCUCCAGGAGGAUGCCGCGCCUCACUGCUUUGAUUUGCACACUAGCGCGGAGAGAGAUCCCAGAAGAAGGCUUCCCUUGGACAAGUGUGCAGGCCAACAAAGAUUACGCUGCACGAUUCCAUCGGGACAAGAACAAUCUCGGUCCGAGUUGGAUCAUGGCGCUUGGUGACUACAGCGAUGGCGGCGAGUUGUUCAUCGCGGACGAGGGCCAGUUUGACGAGGAGGAAGGUGGUAUCGACCACGAAAUCACCCUCGGUGAGAAGGUUCCCAGUGGCUACGUUCCCGGCCAGGUGGUCAAAGGGAAGCUGUUCGACAUCCGGAACCGAUGGCAGCGCUUCGAUGGCCGCCACGGGCACAUGGCCAUGCCCUUCCUCUCUGGGACGCGGAUCAGCCUGGUCUUCUUCACCCGCCGAGAGGCAUUCGACCGCAUGCCAGAGGAGUUGGCUGAGGUGCUAGCAGGAAUGGGCUUCCGCAUGCCAGACAACAAGUGGUUUGAUGAGACCCGCGAGCCAGCCCAAAGCCGGCCACUGAAGCAGCUUCGCAGGCCGGAGCCGGAGCCGGCUCCAGAGCCUGACACCUCCGAUGACGAAGCGGAAGACGGCAGCGAGGCUUUGGAAGGUCAACCAAUCAAGGACUUGGAACGCUUCGCCAGUGAGAUGAAGGUGGACUGGAGGUCGCUGAAGUUGAGCGUUGGGGUGGUCAGCUGCAACGCAGGUCUUGCUGCAGCCAUGGCCGUGCAGCAGCUGCUACCAGCGGGCACAAGCAAGGCCUCGGUGGUGGAGGACUCCGACGCCAUGAUGCGAUGGGCCAAGAACUUCAAAGCGACGCAGGGCUUUAAGGACUACAAAGUCCUGGAGCAAGGCAAGGCCAUUUGCCACGUGCAGUUUCUCUCAGACUCCUUCUCAUCUCAGUUCAAAGAGCCAUUCGAGUGCCCCGUGUGUUCUGUUUGCCCUGAAGUGUCAGAAGUACUGCAGCUGCCUGGCCCUCUGGAUCAGAAGAGUGUCUUGUUGGGGGUGUUGAUAGGGCUGGCCAUCGGUCCCACCAUUGAGUUUUUGUACCUGUUGCGUCAGACUUGGCGCAUCUGGGUGCAAACUCGACUGGUGGAAUCAUUGAGGAGGGAGCUGGCAUCUCUUCGUGCCUUGGUGGGUGAGCUGAAACUGCGACUGGAAACCUUGGAAGCUCAGUCUGAGUUUUCUGUGGUGGGCAACACUCCUCCUUCCUCGCCAGGAACUCGACUGGCACCUGAGGCCUCGCCGGCUGGCGUCACUGCUUCGAGUCUGGGGCCUGACAGGGUUGCCGCUGCGCAGAGCAUCGGCGCUUGGCUGAAACGUUGCCUGGCAGGGCAGCGUCGAGGCCUGUCGGGACGUGAAAAGAUCCAGCAAGCCAGCGAGAACGGGUCCAGCGCACCUGAGGAGCUGGAUCUGGAUGCGGCAUUGCUUGCCUCAGGCGAGGGCGAAGAGUUUGAUAGAGAAUUUCAAGUUUUGGUUUUGAAGGCCGAAGAGCCCUCUCAAUCCACAGAAUGCAUUUUGAUCUCUCGAGUGGACGGGAAGCUUCUCCUGGCAGUGCCCGAAGCGGCAUGGCACAAGAAGAAGAAAGAUCGCUCCAUGCCUCCCUCAGCCCUGCAGAAGGUUGUGAAAGCCACGGUCGCUUGCUGCGUGGGGGGGGACCGCAACUCUCCGGAGGGCGAACCUACUCUGAAGAUUUGGCUGGGACUCCUGCAGCCUGCCUGGGAAACACAAUUGGCUGUGGAGGGAGACCCCACAGUGGUCUUUCCGCCAGAUGGGAACGGGGUGCCAAAGGUUCCAUUUGCAGAUGCUCUCAUUGCAGUUGCUCGCGACCACUUCACCUUCCUCACUGCGGGCGAGGAAGACCAGCAGCCGGGGGAUGUCGAGACGCGCAUGGGCAAGAUCGAGGAGACUUUGCAGAGGAUCCUGGCUCAGCUGCCUGCUCCAAAAGGGCCUGCGCCGACGGCUGCCCCAUUGGCACCGGCGGCAAAGUCAAAGGCGGGUGUGCCGGGGAAGAAGCCUUCGGCCUCUCCAGCCCCUGCAGCGGGCCUGGAUCCUACUAUGAUGCAACAGGCCUUGCAAGCGGGUGUCAGCCCGGAAGCGCUGGGCGAAGUGAUGUCACUGGUGGGCAGCCGGCCGCCCGGCAAGAUUGCACCUCAAGCUGUUCAAGAUGCGGUGGAGCUGACGUCGGACGAAGACGGUCCGGAGCCUGUCUUGCCGCCAGGCGCAUCUGGCUCUGCCGACCCUCUAGGGCACGCUGUGCUGCAGCUCUCAAAGAUUGUGACCUACAUGCAUGCCGAGAAGAAGCAGAAGAAAGACCGCAGUCUGGAGGCGAUUUUAGACCGGGCCGAAAGUGGUGCUCCAAAGGAUUCUUCCAGCAGUGGCUCUUCCAGAUCGCAUGCGGCCGCUUUGCGCUCUCUGCAGCGUCUUUUGGUCGACAACCCGAAGUUGAUCUACCAGGAGAUCGAGCGGCUGAUGGCGGAAGACUGGGAGCAAGGCAGCAGUUUACCAGGUGUCAGUCACUUGCCAACAACAGCCAGAGGCUGGCUGGAGCAUCGGAGCAAGAUCGGGGCCUUUGCAGGGGCCAUCCGGCCCUCGUGGAUCAUGGCGGGGGCCUGGGACGACCUCCGGGCCGGUCACAUCGACCGUGCCCGGGCACGCCUAGCCCUGGGAGUUGCAGCCUACGACCAGCAGGCCUACGACAAAGGCAGCUGGCUUCUUUCAGGCGAGCUCAGCCUAGAGAACCACCCUCCCUACGGGUCCUUCGCGUCCCAUCCUGUUGUGGAGAGCUACGAGGCCCCCCACACGAAGCUGAUAGAUGGCAGAUGGUUCGAUCUGAUCGUCUCCAAGCUGAAGGGCAUCGCCACUUUUCAGGAGCAGAAGAUCAAGUUGGCCCCGCAGAGGGGAAAAAGAGGCGAAGAGCUGACCGACGAGAAAGAGAAGGAGAAGCCAAAGAAGCCGAAACCAGGGAAGGGAGGGGGAAAGAAGGGCGACAAGAGCGCCAAGGCUCAGGCGGAGCGUUGUUGGGGCGAAGACUCCAAUGUUUUGAGCUCGACUGCCGAGCUGAAUGUGCAUGAAGGCACAAGGGUGCCUGGCGCUGCGGCUCCUACUUGCAAUGUGCUGCAGCUCUGGAAUUCGAUGGCGAGAUUGCUUUUGGCUUCCUCAUCAAAUUUUGCAGUUUUCCUGAAGUCCCUGCUUGGCGCAACACCUCCCGCAGAGGGAGGCACAGCCCAGUCACUUUGGCCCAUGUCUCUCCCAUACCCAGAGGUGUGGAGACCCGAGCUCAGCAAGAAAUGGUGUUCUUUGGCCAGAAGAGCAAGGAAGAAGUCCGUCAACCUGGUGGUUGCUCUGCUCAACUGGCUGCACAUGAGUCGGCCUACACGAGCUCCUGCAGCUUUAGCUUUGGGCUCUCGCCUGUCCAAGAAACAGUGGCGGGUAGUAGAGCACUUUGAGAGGCUCAUGGCUGAUGUUGCUGAGAGCGGAGACAUAGACGCAGCGGCGAUGGGUCGCUCGGCAGCCAAAGUGGAGGGCUUGGAUGAGAUUUUGAUUGAUUUGCAGCGGCAGGCCGUCUCUUGGACAGAGGCGGGGUAUGAACAUCGUUGGCGAGCCCAGAGCGGCGUUUGCACUGCUCGGCCUUGGGCCGCUGGUCAUUGUCUAGCAGACCCUGGCGUUGUAGUUGGCAAGCUUAAGACAGGAGCACCCGUCCUGGCGAAGUCUGUGGACGCUACUAGGCUUUCUGUCCCAAACCAACCACCUGAGUUUGAUCCCAGCGUUUUGUUUGGCUUUCCCCACAAAGAGGUUUACGUUGAUCCAGUUGCUAGAGCUAUGGAACCUGCAUCGGCUGUUGAAGCUCCUCCAAAAGUAAGAGUUCACGCUUCUAGGGAUCAAGCUUUGCAGUUUGUCAAGUUCCUGGAUGACCGGGGCCUGCUGACUUUAGCUCCAGCUGAAAAAGUUCGGCGUUCUCAUCUUUGUGGUGCUUUUGGUCUGGUGAAAGAUUUGCACAAGGAUCGACUUAUUCUUGAUGCUCGUCCUGCCAACAUGUUAGAAGACACCUUGCAUACUUGGGGUCCAUUUUCUUGCGGUUUGAUCAUUGAUGACAUCAUCUUUGCAGAACAGUUGAAAGCCCCGCCUUCCAGUAGUGCGCCAUCGGGUGCCUCGCGGCGGCUCUCCGCUAUGUGUGCUGAAUAUGAGCGACACCAGUUGCGGGCUCACCCGGGGAAGACCUUCCGAGAUCAGACCCGAGCUGAGUUCUGGGGAGCAGCUGUGGAUGGAAAGCAAGGUCUGGUCAGGCCUUCUCCCAAACGGCUUGUGCCGCUGUUGUCACUGACCUCAAGGGUGGCUGCUUUGGGUUUUGCUACAGUAGCUCUGCUUGAGAUUCUGGCAGGAUGUUGGGUCAAUGUUUUGCAAUAUCGUAGAAGAGCCCUCUGUUUGUUAGAUAGCAUCUACACUGCUCAACUGGAUCGGUGCCCUGACGAUGUCGUUCGCUUGGCGCCCUGCCUGGUAGAUGAGCUCUGGUCGCUAGCCAUUGUGGGCCCCAUUAUAGCUUCUGACUUACGAGCCCAAUCUAUGCCAAAGGUGUUUUUGUCAGAUGCGUCUGAGACGGCGCAAGCUGUGGUGGCGGCCGAGGUUCCUCAACCUUUUGCUCGAGAGCUUCAGCGGCAUUGCCUUAGUCGAGGAGGGUGGAGUAAGCUGCUGUCACCUUGGAAAGUUUGGCUGAAGUCGCAUGGGAAACUAGAGGAGGCCGAAGAGAUGCCGUCUGGCGUGCCGUUGGUCUCUCAUCCUCUCUGGCUGCAGUUGGCCAGAUCUUUGCAGUUUGAGAGCGAGCUCUUUGAAAGAGUAAGGAAGCGGAAGCACAUAAACUUGUUGGAGCUGGAGAUCAUUUUGAAGUUUGAGCGACAGCUCGCCUUGGAGCAUCAAGAUGUGAGGUACAACCUGGCGUCAGACAGUCAGGUUACCUUGGCUUGCCUUGUCAAGGGGAGAUCAAGCUCCCCGCAUCUGAAUAGAUUGCUGCAACGCAGCCUACCCAGUCUGCUUGGCAGCGGCAUCUACGGAGGCUACGGGUUCAUCCCUUCACUGGCCAACGUUGCAGAUGACCCCACGAGGGAACAUGAAAUCAGAGCGCCAGUUGCCUCUCCUCCAGAAUGGCUGCUGGCAGCGUUUCACGGGCAGUUUGAGGCUUUAGACGUUUGGCUUGAAGAACGCGGUUAUGAUCCUUUAGCUGUAGCUGAGCUUCCGUUUGCUGAAGGUAGGGCAGUUUCUAGGAAGGUGUUAGCUGAGGAUUUCAUUCCCCAGCUUAGAGCUGUGCAGAAGCCAGAGUCCGUACAAGCAGCCAUGGCUAGAUCUUUGGGAGCAUUGCCCGAGCUGAGUGAGCAUGCAAAAGAACUCCUGCGUCACUUCCCUCGUGCACAGUUUUUUGCGCCCGGGGGCAGACGAGCUGGGGCUGACUUCAAGCCCGCCUGUCAGGGAGUCCUGGAUUUGUACUCUGGCGCUUCCGGGGUUGCGCGCUACAUUAGCCGAAAAUACGGCGUUUGGGUCCUGACCAUUGACUAUGAGCAUGGGCCAGGGCAGAAUUUGCUUGACACUGACCUCCAAGCACGGCUGAUGAGCUGCUUAGAGGCUGGGUGUUUCGCUGCUGUAGGCGCGGCUCCGGACUGCAGUAGCUUCUCCAGGGCUGUGACCCCUGCCGUGCGUGAUGCAGCAAAUCCUUUUGGGCGGCCUGGCAUUUCGGCAAACAUGCAGGAGAAGGUGGCCAGGGGAAACCAGCAUGCUCUUUUUAUUUUUUCAGUUGUGCAGUUUUGUGAUAGGAAGGGGAUACCCUACUGGGUUGAGAACCCUGAUGGAAGUUUCCUUUGGCUUUUACCCUACUGGGUUGAAUCCUCUUUGGGGAGCUGCUCCUCCUCCUAUCGCUUUGACCAAUGCCGGUUUCAUGCACCAUGGCGCAAGCGCACCAGAGUUGCUACCAACACUGACCUUGCGGGGAUCCGCGAGCUGUGUCAGGGAGGCCAUCAACAUCAAAUACUCAGAGGGCGCAGCAGCGCUCAUGCUUGCAGCUGGACACGGGUUGCUCAAACUUACCCCCGCUCUCUUUGCCGGCGACUGGGUGAUGCGUUGAUGCGGGGAGUGCGGCGCCAAGUGCAGAAGCUGGACAUUGCGGGCUGUGCGCGGACCUUGCAUGCCCGCAUUGGCGAGGCCUCUCAUCCGGGCCCACGCCAUGCUGCGCCGCUGCAGCCCCGAGAUCCAGCCGCUCUGGCAGAUGUUCGCCUUAUUGAACCGAGCACUGCCGCGCGUCAGGAUCGAAUGCUUGAAGAACUUGGUGCUUGGCUGCGCGCCCGGCUCAGCGAGGAGACUAUCAACCAGCUCUACCUCUGCCCUGCUCUUGCUGUUUCUGUUUUGAAGACCUAUGCCUUGCAUUUGUUUGCGAGUGGUCGCAAGCUCUAUGAACUCCGCUACACACUCAUUGCUGUGCAGCAUAGAUACCCUCAUUUGCGCUCUUCUAUGGCCCCAGUUUGGGCGGUGGUGUCAAAGUGGGAAUUGUAUCAGCCUCUACAGCAUCGAAAACCUCUCCCAGAGUUGCUCUUCAAAGCGAUGUUUGUGCUAGCUUGUUUGAAAGGGUGGACAAGAUGGAGUGCUUCGCUGCUUCUGGGUUUUGAGGGCAUUGCAAGGAUCGGAGAAAUUUUGGCAGCUCGCCGUCAUGACUUGCUACUCCCCAGUGAUUUAGCUGAGACUGAGUCGGCCGUUGCCUUCUUGAAGAUUCGCUUGCCCAAAACCAGAUUUCGCGGUCGAGGCCGUGUUCAGCAUUUGAAGAUUCGCCAUGCUGCCAGUCUCCCCUUUCUUGAGCGAGUUUUUGGAGCUUUGGACCCCUGCUUACCUUUGUUUCCUUUGUCAGCCCAUGUUUUUCGGAAACGCUGGGAUUUACUGCUGGAUUUGCUGCAAAUUCCUGGGGCACAACGCCCUACACCUGCAAGCAUUAGAGGUGGCGGUGCUAUUCUGGCGUAUCGCCGUGGCGAACCGAUAGCUGACAUUUUGUGGCGAAUGCGGUUGGCGUCCCAGCCGACCUUGGCUUCAUAUUUGCAGGAGCUGGCCGCAGAGAGCUUGCUGGCUUUUCUGGCUCCCACAGUGCGUCAGAACAAGAAGGAAGAACGGCUGAUGGCAGAUGAGCAGCUUGGCUCUGUAGGGAUGGGUGGAAAGUCUUGCUCCCCGAAAUUCAGGCUUGCACACUGUGAUGCAGCUGAGUAA